Halichondria panicea is the source of this 3469-nucleotide messenger RNA. RefSeq lists its product as uncharacterized. The coding region runs from base 732 to 2270 and encodes 512 amino acids. The transcript has 18 exons. The record is from RefSeq and is a predicted model, not a curated record. Lineage: Eukaryota; Metazoa; Porifera; Demospongiae; Suberitida; Halichondriidae.
UUUUUAGGCUAGCUAGCUAGAUUAAAGUUAUUGUAACUAUCACUAUUAAGCUGUAGAUAGCUGCAGUAAGUGUAGCUUCCUUCUAGCCAGCCAGUGAUGGUUGAACUAUCUACUUGAGCUUCUCCGAGUCUGGAUAGGGUGCUGGAGCACCAGAGCCUGGAUGGGGGUGCUGGAGCACCCUAAGCACCACCCUGUGUGUGGCCAUGAAUAGCCAAUAUUAAAGUAGCAAGCACACAGCAAAGCGCAUGGUCCGAUUAUUACAGCAAGAGACUCGAUCCAACCUCCUCCAACAACUCUCUCACCAACUGCAACAACUAAGCUGAAAUGGAUCCUCUAGAAGCUGAAGUGUCCAAGUUGAGGCAGCAAAGAAAAAAGCACAGGCAAAAGCAGGACAGUGUAGCCCUUGAAAAUGACCUAGAUUCUGAACUGCUGCUAUGAGACCCAACAAGAGAGGAAAUCAAGCUCAGAGAGUAUAUACCAACGACACAAGUGUGAGAACAACAAGCAAAACGGCUAAGUUUAACACAACUGUGUCUAAAACUAAAAGAAAGCGGGGUAGAGUACCACCGCCUCGUGACACAGUACCUCUUCACACGUCGGCCACUGGUGUGAGCACUGAGCUGGCACAAUAAUUUUGAUAUCUGUUUUUAGAAGACCAAUGUAUUGACCCUGGCUUUGAGUUUGGUGAUGUUCAGCUGUCAGAGACAGAGGAUUCAGUAUCAGAUAAUCAGAUGAGGCUAGAUGACCUGCUCCGGAGCAUUGAUGUGUCCAUCGCAGAUAACCAGCCAAAAUCAGAUUGGCGAAAACGUAUGGAUACCCGCGAGGAGAACUGGGAAGCAUUCCGCAGCAAAUUGUUUGAAGAAGUAGUCAUGUACUCUUCAAUGCCUGCUGAUUCUGCUUGUUUUAUGUGUGGUGACGAAAGUCCUCAAAUUCGAUGUCAUCAGUGCGGCGCUUCACAGUACAUGUGCAAUAUCUGUGAUGUCGUAGCUCAUAAGCACCAGCCUUUGCAUGAUCGUGAAGUGUGGUAUGAUGGUAUACUUUCUACUCAAAGGGUAUGCAUUCCGUUCAGCAUUCCAUGGAGAUGUCCUCUUUGUAGUAUCGGAACAGUGACGGUUUGUCCCAGAGAGUCAAAAAGGAUUGUAGUGAAUUUAAGAGGACGCUAUGACUUGAAUGAUGUUCUUCCGAUUUGUGACAACUGUGGACAAGAAAUCCACUUAGAAACGCCCCAUGAUGUAAUAAGAGAGCAAUAUUGGCCUGGUAAUCCUGCACGAAAAUCAGCACACAUCUUUGAUACUGAUUUGUUCCUCUUUUACGAUCUGUUGAAGAAACAUAAUCCUGGUUUGUCUGAAGUGGGUUUUCUGAGAACACUAGAGCAAUUUUCUUUGUCGAAAGGACGAGUCGGAUCACUAAAUCCUGCAACAUUUGGAAAGGCUUUCCGGGAGUGGCGCUACAGCAAGUUCUCUAUUGGUGAACUAAAGCAUUCUCCACUAUUUGAUUGUCCGUGCUGCACACCAGAACAGCAUUCUGUUCAUUUUGAUGGUAACAAAAAACUCUACAGAUAUAGCAAAGUCCCCAGAGGCUCGAACACUCAGUAUUACGAUGGAUUCAUUGUGCAAAACGAAGAGGUAGAUACGCAUAUAGAUGUGCUGGGAUACUUUGGUGAGAAGACGAUAGAAAGUUCUGGAUUGUGUGGAACUACUCGCUGGAAAGCUGCCAAAGCUAUCUCGAAGACAAUGGCCAAUCUUGAUGAGACUGGCUUGGAGGUGGCAGGAUGCAGGCAUGCCUUAGCUUUGAAAGCUUUAAACAUGUUCCGAGGAGAGAUAUUUGGAUAUCCUCAUUAUCUCCACACAAAGUACUUUUCUAAAGCGAAGUGUGUUUGGGCCGACGUUAUGUGUCAGUAUUGGCCCUGGGCCAAAUCAAAGGUGAACUCCUGUCCCGAGACUAAAGACGCAAUGUCUUCCCAACCAUGUUUGUCUGUGAUGCACGCUAAAGCUCACUCAUGGCAUUGUCAGGUAUUAUGGGGUGGAAGGUGGCAGCCAAAUUCAGCAGCUGGAGCUGGGGAAGAAAUGGAGCAGCUCUUUAGCUAUCUCAGUCGUUUCAACUUAACAACAAAAUACAUGAAUGCAGCUGGCCGAGAAGAACAGCUAACAGAAGCAGCAAUGUUUUGGAAUGAUAGAAAGAUCAGUAGUCUUCCAAGCUACUUGAAGUGUCGCUUAAACAAGACUCGACGUGAUCUGGGUGAACUCAAAAAAGAAUUGCUUCUCCUUUAAGAUAAAGUUAGUAAGGAUCUGACCCCUGAAUAUUGCGAACAAUGCCGUCAAGAGGUGCAAGAAAUCGCAAGGAGAGAAUGUUCAGGUGGUGAUAUAAUUGAUUGCGAGCAGCAAAGAGUUGACUACUUCCAACUGAAGAUGUCGAACGUCACUGCAAUACAGUUGCAGCCACUGGUUAGAGGAUCUAAUUCAGCAAUGAGUAUUUUAACAGGCAAUGAACAGCUGUAUGCUGAGGCUGAAAAACUUUCUCUUUCAUGUGACUCUCACCACCAGCGACGGAUGUCUGAAUUAAAGAGUACGAUAGUGCAAUCAAAUGCCAUUUCUCCGGAUCAAGUUGAUACCGAGUGUGAACUAGCUGCAGCAAGAGCAGCCACAUGCAAGUUUAAGGAAUGUAUAGAAUUAGGGUACUUAAUAGCUCAAAGGAGGCAUGCCAACAUUCAAAAGCUGUCCAGUAUGUUUAUUAAAUGUGCAUGGUUGUGUUUUAUGUGCAUGAAAUUGUGCAGCUACUAGCAAACAACGGACAAAACUCAGGAAAGCAAUAUCAAAUGACCACAAAAAACUCAAGAAAUUGGCAAAGCAGUACAAUGAUCUCAUACAGCAAUACAACAUGGAACUGCCUCAAGCCAUAGACGAAGACAUUUUAUCAGGGAACUUUCCUUGGUCAUCCCUUUCAAGUCGCUAUUGUGUGUCAGUACAAGAAAAGUACAAAAUUUCUACUGUGUACAACCAAAUUCAGCGACUGAAAGAAGAAGAAUCACUACUACUGUUGGAGAUGACCCAGUACUUAAUGUACUUUAAAAGUUCUGUACCAAAUAAGCUUGAAUGUGAUAUUCAAGGUAUUACAGCUGAUAUUCAGUCUUUAGAUAUAUCCAACGAUGAUGGCCUGUCUUCUAGUGUCACUAGUACAACACCUUCAGCUUGUUCAAACAAAUAUGCAGUCGUAACCAAGAACAAACGAACUUUGGAUGGACUUUUGGCUAUUAAGAGGAGUGGCCUCAGUGAUGCUGCUAAGCACCUCAAUUGUGCUGUUCAAGAGUUUAAGAAUGAACCUACGUUCAGCGAAAAUGACCAGCUUGCAUAUCUCAUGAUAGUGGAAGAUAAUGACUCGGAGAACGAUAGUGAUGAUUAUGAAUAUUGAUAGUUUGAGUAACCAACUGACUGUAUAAAAUUAUGAUACUAAAUUAAUGAAUAAUAAUUAC